ACGGCGUCAUGACGUAGGAGCCAGCUGGACGUUAGCGUCGUCUCUGCUGUGUGUUAGCCUAACAUCACGACCUUUGAAAGUGUAGCCGUGGACUCAAAUGAAUGGUUUCUCCUGACUGAAGUGCUCCGUGUGUUAGAUGCUAUAAUGAGCGUCCUGUGUCGCAGGUUCAUGAGAGGACUGUUAUGCGGACAGCCGCAGUGGUUGUCUGUAGUCGGAGCUCAGUGUUUUUGUAGCGGAGUGUCUCGGCUAGACUCUGUUCGGCGUGACAGCGCUGCUGCCUCUACCAGCCCUGUGAACUUGACGUAUGACGUGUUUGAUGGGAAAGGGGAGAGCACACCUCUGGUUUUUCUACACGGUUUAUUUGGGAGCAAAUCAAACUUUCAUUCUAUAGCCAAGUCCCUGGUACAGAGGACAGGCCGGAAGGUGCUGACCAUAGAUGCUCGUAACCAUGGAAAGAGCACUCACAGUCCAGUUUUGACGUAUGAGGCAAUGACCAACGAUCUGAAGCAUUUGCUUAGCCAACUGCACAUUGGAAAGUGUGUCCUAAUUGGGCACAGCAUGGGAGGAAAGGUCGCUAUGGCCACGGCUUUGUCACAGCCCAGUUUAGUUGAGGGUCUCAUUGUGGUAGACAUAAGCCCUGCUCCAACGUCAGUACGCACAAAUUUUCGCACCUAUAUUGAGGCUAUGAAGGAGGUGAACAUAGCCACUGACAUCCCACGCUCUACAGCACGAAGAAUGGCUGAAGAUCAACUACGAAAGCAUGUUAAAGAACAUUCAGUCCGACAGUUCCUCCUCACAAAUUUGGUGGAACAGAAUGGACAUUAUGCCUGGAGAGUAAAUUUAGAAGCGAUAUCAAAUCACCUGGAAGACCUCAUGGGUUUUCCUGAAUUUAACAGCACCUAUGAAGGUCCCACACUCUUCCUGGGUGGAAGUAGCUCAGCAUACAUCAGCUCUGAGGAUUACCCAGAGAUUCAGCGACUCUUUCCAAAUGCAGAUAUCCAGUAUAUCCCUGAUGCUAGUCACUGGAUCCAUGCUGACAAGCCUCUCGACUUCAUCAGCUCUGUUAUCACUUUCCUGCAGUCCUAGUCCUCUGAGCUAAUUCAUCCAGGUAGGCACUGUGGUAUACAGACAGUGAGGAGUUUUGAGGCCAUGGACCAAACUAACCUUGUUUUUAAUAUCGGGCCUUGUCCAUUACCUUCUAAUGCACAACAGCGUUCACAGAUACUGAAUAGUUUGAUUUUCCUCUAAAACAGUUCUCAGUCUAAUACAUUUAAAUGGCAUUGUGCUUUUGUGGGGUUUUAGAUUUUGCUUUGCUGUCAAGUAUUGUUUCUAAUGUUCAAAAUUGAUGCUAUGUAUCAGAUGGCUGUUUAUGAUUUUUGGGUCACCUAGAUGGCCCUUUAUUUUUUUUGGGGGAUCUGUAAUAGGAUAUGCACUUGUCAAUCCACAUUCUCCAGCAGACAUUCUUUCUUUAUUCUCAUAGGAAGUCCAAAGAUGCCUAUGCAAUAUGGGCCUGGCUUUUGGCACUGUUCUUAAGCAUACAUGAACUUCACACUGUCAUACACAAGUACAUUCUAGAAGAUAAAUGAGACCACAUCACUUUAAUAGACAAGCUGUUCCAUAAUAUUUUCUUUUGGUAGCACUCAUGGUUCACCUGUGUGGACAUCUUGUGCUGUUUGCAAUUUUAAAUUCAGCCCCAAAAGGGAUCACGUUUUUUUGCCAGUGUUAUCAGACAGUAUAUAUACUUCUACAAUAUAGAAGAUAUAUACCAAUUAUAUCCUACAUUGUUAUUAAUAGUUUUUUCAGAGGUUUUAAUAAGGGUUUAUAGAGGUGUCAGUUGUUGUGUUUUCAUGUUUGUUAUUUUGUAUAUUCAUGUAAGUGGCAUGUAGUUGUGUUGUGAUAGGUGUUUAACCAAAACUGACAUGUAUAACUAUAAUACCUUAUAUGCUAAAGAGCUAUGCUGCCGGGUAUUAAACUCUGAAAACCUCUGUUCAUCAGGUUCAAUAGCCCUGUCUUAUAUGGCCGCCUUUGUUAACCGUGAAUGUGUCUGUCUGUAGUUUGUGACUGAUUGGUAUUUUAUAUUAUUAUAUUGAACAUAUUCAUGAAUUAUUACUAUUGGAUACAGAUAAGAGGUAAAUAUUUAUAUUUUAUGACUAUGAUGUCAUAACAUGAAUCUUCUGCUAUAUAUGUAUAUGUGUGACAGUGGUAUUUUAGGAUUAUGAAAUGCUGCAAAAUUAAACUCCAAAGCAAGUGUUUUAAUCAAUUACAGAGCUGCCCACUUGCAUAUUAACUGUAUAUGGUAGAACACGAGUAUCAUGUAGUAGAUAUGCUAUAUAUAGUGGUCUUAUGUCUGUGAGGAUGGGUUGUGUUGCAGGAGUGUUUGUGUGUGUGUAUAAAUGCACAUGGGAAUAUGUAUUUUUCAGAAAUAUCUUUCUUAAACAACUGAAGUUUAUGUUUAAAACAGUGCAGAUGCAUUGUGUAUUGCCAGAUACUUUUUAUCAGAGAGGUAUAAUUACUUUUUUUAGGGCUUUUUGGGUGUCGUAGAGACAAAAGAUGGUUUGCCUUGGAAGGUCAGCAGGUCCAUGGACAGUUUCUCCAAGCAGAAUAAAUGGAAUGUUUCUGUGUAUCCUAAGAUUGAAUAUCCUGUCAUAUGUUUGUAUUUAAAAGUCAAAUGCAGGAUAAUAUAGGAUAAUUAUCCUAGACAUCGAAUUUGUUAAAAAAUAUUAUUAUUAGUUUUUUUUGUUUUGUUUUGUUUUUUUUUUUGCUUAGAAUGUUAAGGAUUGGAACUCAUAUGUGAUUGUAUGUAGGCACUUCCAGAGUAAUGUCCCAGUGUCAUUACUUUUAAUACACUGUAGUCAAUCAAUUGUAUUAUUUAGUUUAACUAAUUGGUUAAUAUAUUUAUAAGUUUUUAUUGCUUUUUUGUAGUCUCUGAAUAAUCAAUUAUUUAGGUGUCAAUUAAUGAUGUUUACAAACAGUAUUUGGUAUACAGUACCCUCAGUACUUUAAUAUGUAUUUAUAUCUACUAAAAUAGCAAGUUACAACUUAUAAAUUUGCACAGUCUUAGUAAACAUUAUUUUGCUUGUGAUGGAGUGUAGCAAAAACAGAAUGUAAACUCAUGUUUCAUUGUAGGAUCAAUUUAAUUGUCUGAUUCUGAGGACCUUGGACUUCAAAGAACACUUGGUUUCAAUGGCUUACUGGUGUUUAAUACUUCUGUAUACAGUCGACCCAGUGUAGCCAUUAGGUGGGAUUUGAUUGCACAAAAAACCUGUUAUUGCAAACAGCAAUACAUGGGGCCAAACUCUAAACAUGCACCAGGGCUCCUCUCAGUGGCUGAAGUGUAUCUGUUAUAUUUGUGUGUUUCCCCUGUUAUCUCAUAAAAUCUGAUCAGUUUGUGUGAAUGUAUUCACAAUGCAUGCCAGACGUUUUCUCUGUACACCUGUCCAACUAAAUAAAUGUCCAAGUUUUCAGAUCA
Pygocentrus nattereri (red-bellied piranha) is the source of this 3469-nucleotide messenger RNA. It is a transcript of the gene abhd11, whose product is annotated as abhydrolase domain containing 11. The record is from RefSeq and is a predicted model, not a curated record. Gene Ontology annotation, cellular component: mitochondrion. The coding region runs from base 145 to 1086 and encodes 313 amino acids. The transcript is spliced from 6 exons. Lineage: Eukaryota; Metazoa; Chordata; Actinopteri; Characiformes; Serrasalmidae.